Molecule: messenger RNA, 1884 nt
Organism: Hyaloscypha bicolor E
Lineage: Eukaryota; Fungi; Ascomycota; Leotiomycetes; Helotiales; Hyaloscyphaceae
Product: DNase I-like protein
Exons: 2
Coding region: 170-1687 (505 amino acids)
Cellular component (GO): cytoplasm
Molecular function (GO): sphingomyelin phosphodiesterase activity
Source: RefSeq, a predicted model, not a curated record
GGACAAGCUAUAUUCAUGCCAUAAAUUAGGGUGAAGAAAAAAGAAUUUUACCCCCGGAUUCAGACCAAUAUUGUCCCAAUGGCCAUGUAUAGUCUCCAAUUAUAGAACAUCCGCCUCCUUUUCUUUCUGGAUACUGUUCGUCUUCUCGCAACCAUCUCGAUCGUCCUCCAUGAGUCCAACUUCAGCGACGACAACGGUGAUGGACUCCUUGAUGCCAACAGAGAUCAACGUGAUCACCCUCAACUGCUGGGGCUUGAAAUUCAUCUCGAAGUGGCGCAACGAACGGCUGGUGGAAAUCGGGAAACGCAUUGCAACCGUAGAUCCCGUUCCCCAGAUCGUCGGCUUACAAGAAUGCUGGACGCAGCAAGACUACCAAUGCAUACGGAAAGAAACGAAAGACAUUCUGCCGUAUGGGAAGUUCUAUCACAGUGGUAUAUUUGGUGGCGGACUGGCAAUACUGUCGAAAUGGCCGAUUGAAGAGAGCAGUAUGGUCCGGUAUCCUCUGAAUGGAAGACCAACUGCUUUCUUUAGAGGCGAUUGGUAUGUGGGGAAAGGCGUUGCGUGUGCGAGGAUACGGUACGGUGCUGGGCUGAAGGAUGUAGUGGAGGUCUUCACCACGCAUCUUCACGCACCCUACGAAAAGGAACCAAACGACUCAUACAUCUGUCAUCGGACAGCUCAAGCAUGGGAAAUCGCAAAACUGAUGCGUGGGGCUGCAGAACGGGGGCAUCUUGUCCUUGGACUUGGAGAUUUCAACAUGAUACCUAUGUCUCUGGCUCACAAGCUGCUUAGCACACAUGCUCCAGUCCGCGACAUCUGGAUGCUCUUGCACCCAGACUGUUCACUUGGUGCCGCAGAAGACCCAGUUGAGAAAGCACGCCGUCGACCUAUUCCCACCGCAGACAUCAAUAUUCUCGAGAAUGGCGCCACUUGCGACAGCGUUCUGAAUACCUGGCGAUGGAAUAAAGGACAGCAGAGGCUGGUCGGAUUGAAUAAACCGACCAUCGAAGUUCCAGGAGACAGGAUAGAUAUCAGAGCCAAACGUCUCGACUAUAUCUUCGCCAGCACAGCUUUCGACCCCACUCGGCCUGAACAAGGAGGAUGGAUCGUCAAGACCGCCAAAGUCGGCAUGCUCUACCGGCACCCAGACCUAGGAUGUUCCCUCAGCGAUCACUUCUCCGUCGAGUGUACGCUAAUUCACACACGGGCCAUCGAAGAAGAAGGCUCCAGCAACCAAGACGAAGAUCUAGCCGUCGACAGAGGAGCUUUCCUCCAAUCCCCCGCAACCAGUGAAUUCCGCACGCACCAUUCGCAGCUAAACCACACUUCACCGUCCUACCUACCCGUCGCAAUAUACGAUGAGAUCCUCGCUAUGAUUAAAAAAUACCAACUUCGGGAACGUAUGCAACGCCGUCUACGGCUAAGCCAUUUCGUUGGCUCUGUCUUCAUCAGUAUCGGCUGUUUCAUCGCUGUUUGGUGGAGCCCCAGGAAUUUCGUGGCGUUUAUAUUGAUGUUGUUGAGUACGUUAGGACUUUUUGCUGGAGUUAUUGAUGGCUUGAUUGGCGGCUUGUUUGUAGGGAGUGAGAUUAGAGCGUUGAAGGAAUUUGAGUGGGAGAUUAGUAAUGCAAGAGCGGCGGCAGGGGGCGAACCAAAUGUUUUGCAGGAACUGGGUGUUAAGGAUUGGUAAAGGGUGUGGCAUGGCAUUUGAAAGGAAAAUGGGCCUAUGGUGAUGAGAACAUGUUGCAACUUGAGCUGAAUUGUCUCUUGCCCCCUUGUAGAAAAGACAUUCUCUGCAAGCAUUCACUGUCCGAUCACGCUAUUCCUGUUGUGUCUAGUUUGGUAGUUGACUUUUUACAAAGGAGGAAAAUAUGAUACUGUUAACGC